Molecule: messenger RNA, 207 nt
Organism: Schistosoma guineensis
Lineage: Eukaryota; Metazoa; Platyhelminthes; Trematoda; Strigeidida; Schistosomatidae
Source: the annotation of a GenBank genome assembly
AUGAACUUACGCGAUGCAGAUUCUGGAAAAAUUCUGUGGCAAAGCACCGAUGAUUUUUCAGUUCCUGACAUAGAACACGAAGGUAAAUGUGGCAUUAAACCAGAUAUUUUAAAAAGCGCACGUUCCAAGGAAAAUUCUCAAAUGCAAAUCAGUUUCUCGCGAAAUCAAUUUUUCCUCAAAAGAGCAGUUGGAAAGUUUCUGGCUUGA